CUACGAUGAUGAAUUUUAAAUAGAGACGCGCACUUUUUAAACGAACGUAUUUUUUUCCGGUAGUGCAUAAAAUUAAGUGAGAAAGUGAUUAUUGUGUUUAUUUAUUUGGAUUACUUCACUAUUGAAUAAUAUUAUUAUAGAUAUAUUAUUUAAUAUCAAAAAAACAAUAAUAUUUCUGAUUAUUAUGGGUGAAUUCAAAAGAAGUCCUAGCAAAGUAUGGUGGGGCAAUGAAAGUUUGGAAUGGCGAGAAAUUUCAGCAAGUCCUGGUAGCCAGGAUUCGGGGUUUUCGGAUUCGGAAAACUCGCCCCACAACCAGCAUCGAGAAAAAGAAUCGCCAUCCACAAAAAUAUCAAAAGAUAUUUACAAAGAGUUAUCUUCCAAAAAAAAAUCGCUAAAUUUAAUCGAAAACUUUAAAGAAAAAGUUACUCCCGAUAAAAUACUGAGAAUAAACACUGACAGAUUGGUACAGACCGAAGUAAAAAAUGCAAGGAACCGAAUAGAAAUUGAGGAGGUAAGGUCCGAACCUCGUAGAAAUAGAUAUACCAAAUAUUCGCCUAAAGUAAGCAGAAAUUUAUUCAACACGAAACCUAAAGACGCCUCAAGAAUAGAAAAUCAGUAUUCAAACGACGUUUCAGAAGAAACAACAAACUCAAACGACGACUUGUUAUCCAGUGAUUCUUUCGACUUACAAACGCAAAGUCUGCCCAUUAUCGAAUCGAACAAAUAUUUAGUUUAUGCCUUUAACAAAUCUGCACCGGCUGAAUUGAAACCGUUGCGAGAUGAUGAAUGUGUCACUUCCUUCAACAAUUCCUUGUCAAGCGACUGCGAGAGCGAGCUCGAAUGUUUAUUUGAUAGUCCAUUGGAAUCGCCAAAACACACUUCAACACCAAAAUCAACGCAAUUUCAAAAAAUGAUUAAUUUAAGAGAAAAAAUGCCUUUAGAUCUUUACCUUAAGUAUCAACAGAGAAGAGUUCCUCCAAUUUGCACAGAAACCGAUUUUGAGAAUAAAGCUGUCGAACAAUGGAUAAAAGAAGCGAAGUACAAUUGCGAACAGGAAUGCAUGAGCACCCUGCAGUGCAAAUCCAUAAUAGGUGACCUGAACCAAAGAGUAUCGCAGCUUGCGACCUGUGCCACUGAAAACAUAAGAGCCGUCUUGAAGCACGCCAGAUGUAUCGAGAUGGAAUACCAAAACCUUAAUAGCGAAACAAUGCACUUAGAACCAUUAAUUCAAAGUCUAGCUGGAAAUAUAUUGGAAUUUCUAAAGGCACACACAAGAAAUAUUAGCUCUGACAUUUUAAUACUUUACGAUGAUAUUAAGAAACCAAAGAAUACCGAAACAUUAAAACAAGUAUCAAAACUCUUCACACUAUGGCAAGAUAUCUUAAACGAAAUUUUGACAAACUCAAUUAAAACCUUAGUUGACAACCUAGAAUACCCUAAGUCAGACCUAGAUUUACGUGCUACUGUAACAGGAAUAACUUCUGUAGCCUUACGAAACGAGGAAUUAAUAGAAAUGUUCACUAAAGCUGACAUAAUACCAAUUCUACUAAUACUUUGCGAAAAAUGCGAAGGCUCUUCGCUAAGAACUUUGUUAUUAAGAGCUUUGUCAACGAUGUGUAGCAAUACGAAAGCAGUGCGUCAAUUCGAAAAAUAUUCAGGAGUACAAAUAAUAGCCGACACUCUAGAUGAAGAAUGCAGGCCAGAACCCGAGAGAUCGGAGGUGGUGGCACUUUUGGCUCAAGUUACAGCACCGUGGAUUGAAGAUAAUCAUUCCGUAAAGGGACUUGUUGAAUAUUCGAGAAGUUUGGUAAAAAGUCUAACAAAAUUUGCAUCGGCAACAAAAUGUUGCCAGAAUUUGUUGCUCUGCGUGGCUGCCACUGCCAAUCUAUCAUCUAUGGACAAUAAUUCCGUAAAAUAUAUGAUCCAAAACAAUACCGUAGAAGUGUAUUUAAGAGCAUUAAAAACCAAAGGUUCUUCCUCAAUUUACCUUCUAGAACAAUUAGCAACAUUGAUAGCAAACAUGUCAGCUAUAGAUGCAGCUAGAUCACAUCUUAGUGGAGUGGAUACCGCAGCAGCAUUGCUAUAUUUUCUACAAGCUUGCCGAUGUGGUGAAGACAUAGAAAAAAGGUUGCAGCAAAAGACAAUGAUAGCUUUAUCGAGGUUAUGCGGAGAUGCGGAUUUUGCUAAGCAAGUAGUUAAACUAGGAGGAACAGUAAAGUUGGUAUAUUUAUGCAGAGAAAAGAAGCAAAGAUAUGACAGCGAUGCCGUAUUAGUAGCAGCUCUGGCAACGCUUAGGAAAAUAGCAGACGUUUGCGGAAGCGCAGUACUAAGUGCCCAAGAUGCUCAAGAGCUAGUCGAACCCAAAUUAUUGGACUCUUUUUUAGCCUAUUCAACUCAAAAUGAAAGUUAUGUGUAAAAUAUUUUAAUAUUGUGAAAAGUCACGUAAAAAUCUUAGUUGCAAAAUUUUACAUGCAUUUUUAAAAAUAUAUUUAUAGUUUGAAAUAAUUGGUAUUGUAUUAC
Molecule: messenger RNA, 2520 nt
Organism: Brassicogethes aeneus
Lineage: Eukaryota; Metazoa; Arthropoda; Insecta; Coleoptera; Nitidulidae
Source: the annotation of a GenBank genome assembly